AUGCCACGAGCAGUCGACCACACCAACGACUCUACAACCUUCAAUUCCGGCCUCCCUCCCCGGCAAAUCGAGCUGAAGCCAGGCACGACGACAGCAACCACCGACGGACGAGAAGAGAGGUGUCAGCUGGGAGAAGCAGAAGUGGUCGACAUUGGAGAAACCCGCACCCUCGACAUCCUCCUCACAUUCGACAACAUGGACCGAUCAAGUGGAAACGGCUCGUCGCAGAACGGACAAUACGACGAGCAUUGGGCAAAGGGACUUACACAGCAAUUCGAGGGGUUAUUACGGACGAGACGACUGAAUGAACUCGAUACACGAUCACGGACAACUUCUCCGUCACCAAGAGAACGUACCUCGUCUGCGAACCUACGAGCCCACGCAUCUUCUUCAUCAACAAAGGACUCGCAAAGCUAUCGACCGACGACUUCAUCCGGUCCAAGUCCGGCACCAGCAUUCUCGGCGACUCCUCCAUCAUAUGCGUCGUUACGAAGCCAGCCAAAAGUCCCUUCACCUCCAGCGGACACAGCAUCGCAGAAGUUCCGAAAUCUACUAAUCACAUUAUCACUUACACCAACAAAAUACGAGAACCCUGGAUUACUCGACGAAGCAUUACAGGUUAUUCCUCUCGAUAGAAUUUAUGGCGAGGCCGAAGAGGAAAGUCAGGUGCUUCAGGCACAGGCUGAGAGUAUGGGCGAUGGAAGACAGCCAGAAUGGGGAUACCAGGAUUGCGUUAUCCGCGCAUUAUUAAGAUGGUUCAAGCGGUCAUUUUUCGCUUGGGUGAACAAUCCUCCAUGCUCGGUAUGCCUAUCACCAACCAUCGCCCAAGGCAUGACACCACCAACACCAGAAGAGUCAGCAUACGGAGCUCUUCGAGUCGAAUUAUAUAGAUGUUCUGGACAGAAUUGCGGCGCUUAUGAAAGGUUUCCACGAUACGCGGAUGUUUGGCGCUUAUUACAAACUCGCCAAGGCCGCUGCGGAGAAUGGGCCAACGUCUUUAGCAUGUUGUGUCGCGCUGUAGGAGGACGAGUACGAUGGGUAUGGAAUGCAGAAGAUCACGUCUGGACGGAGGUGUAUUCUGAAAUGCAGAAGCGCUGGAUUCAUGUCGAUGCCUGUGAAGAAGCGUGGGAUAACCCAAGAUUAUACGCCGACGGAUGGGGAAAGAAGAUGACAUAUUGUGUCGCAUUCUCUAUGGAUGGUGCAACAGACGUCACUCGACGAUAUGUUCGAAAGGCCGAGCAGGCGUUGGAACGAACACGAUGUCCUGAGGAGGUUAUGCUGUACAUUAUGAACGAGAUUCGAAAUUUACGACGAUCGAAUAUGCCCAAGGAUCAACGAUUCCAACUCGAAAAGGAGGAUGCCAGAGAGGACAAGGAACUCCGAGGAUAUGUCAUCUCAUCAAUCACCCAACAGGUUGUGUCGGGUAUUCGACCAGGUGAACAGCAAUCGAUGACAUCUCGACCACGACAACACAACGAAGACCACAAGGCGCCUAUUGAACAACCUGCUGGACGACAAAGUGGUGCGCAGGAAUGGGUCAAUGCACGAGGAGAGAAUGGCCGUGGAGGUUACAACCCGCCAAGAGAUCCAUCUCAACGUGGACAUUGA
Glarea lozoyensis ATCC 20868 is the source of this 1608-nucleotide messenger RNA. Its product is annotated as Cysteine proteinase. The transcript is spliced from 2 exons. Gene Ontology annotation, cellular component: nucleus; cytosol. Lineage: Eukaryota; Fungi; Ascomycota; Leotiomycetes; Helotiales; Helotiaceae. The record is from RefSeq and is a predicted model, not a curated record. The coding region runs from base 1 to 1608 and encodes 535 amino acids. Gene Ontology annotation, biological process: protein quality control for misfolded or incompletely synthesized proteins; protein deglycosylation; glycoprotein catabolic process. Gene Ontology annotation, molecular function: peptide-N4-(N-acetyl-beta-glucosaminyl)asparagine amidase activity.